AUGGCGCCGCUUAGCCCGGCGGGGGACUGGGCGGCGUCGCUGCUCCUCGCGGGGAGCUCAGCGGCGGGCUUGGGUGAGGAUCCGGCGGGUGCAGGGAGUGGCGGUGGCGGGAUGGCAGCGGCGGCGGCGGCGGCGGAGAGCAGCUGCGGCGGGAGCAGCACCGUCACGACUGCAGGAGGGAGUAGUGGCGUGACGGAGGCGACGGCGACGACGAACAGGCAGCUGCAGGGCAGCGCGCGGCGUGGGAGGGGCAACGGUAGGAAGGCUGGAGGCGGCGGGAGGACGCCGAGGUUCGCGUUCCACACGAGGAGCGAGAACGACGUCCUCGACGACGGCUACCGGUGGAGGAAGUACGGGCAGAAGGCCGUCAAGAACAGUGACUUCCCCAGGAGCUACUACCGGUGCACGCACCACACGUGCAGCGUGAAGAAGCAAGUGCAGCGUCUGGCCAAGGACAGGGGCAUCGUGGUGACCACGUACGAGGGCGUCCACAACCACCCGUGCGAGAAGCUCAUGGAAGCGCUCAACCCCAUCCUCAGGCAGCUCCAGCUCCUCUCGCAGCUCUGAAUUUAAACUUAAUCUCCACUUCUAAUCAAGCUCUAAUUAAUCAUAUCAAAAGAAACUGCAUAGUAACAUAGAGAGAUUUGCUCCGAUACAACCAAGUAUCUCAACGUAUCAGUACCUCACGGUACUAAAUCAUUUUUCAUCAUUGGAUCUAACUGAGUAUGAUGGGUAUUGCUAGAUCCAACGAUCAUAAAUAAUUUUGUACCGUGAGAUACCAGUAUCUCAAGAUAUUUUUUGUUGGAUUAGAACAAAUUUCUAAUAUAGAACAUUUGACAAGUUAAAUGUCUAUAUAUUCACAGCCAAAUUAAUUAAUUAUACUCGGAUGGGGAAG
Oryza brachyantha (malo sina) is the source of this 895-nucleotide messenger RNA. Its product is annotated as probable WRKY transcription factor 43. Bases 1 to 567 code for a protein of 188 amino acids. The record is from RefSeq and is a predicted model, not a curated record. The transcript has 2 exons. Gene Ontology annotation, biological process: regulation of DNA-templated transcription. Lineage: Eukaryota; Viridiplantae; Streptophyta; Magnoliopsida; Poales; Poaceae. Gene Ontology annotation, molecular function: sequence-specific DNA binding; DNA-binding transcription factor activity.